AUGCUUUCACCAAUCUCGUCUCUCCUGAUUCCUUUGGCCUUUUCUGCUCCAGCAUUUCCGCCACCCGCAGAGCUCACUCAAGGCAUCAUCAACGCUAAUAUAAGUUUGAUCGCAGGUGGUGGAGCUCCCAAUGUCUCGAUCAUUCUGAAUAUCACCAACGGGGUGUAUGAUACUGGUGAUCGGCCACUGAACGAGACUCUGAGUGUUAUUGAGAAGAUCGCAGCACAAGAAGAAGUGCACGUUGCGACCGUAUCAGGCAUUUUCCUCGAAAGCAAGCAGUCUCCUCCAGUGACGGCGUGUAACUACACAUUUCCAGUCACGAACUUCGACGAGUUCCUUUCUGUCGCAAAUCUCAUCACUUGUGCCAACUUUGGCAGCAUCAUCGGCAUCCAAGAACAACUUCCUGGAAGCACAGCAAGCGGACCAGCUGGAACGAGCAUUCUGGCAACUGAGACGAGACAUGAUUCCUUCCUCCGUAUUCUUCAUGGCAUUGCGCCAAAUCCAUCGCCAUUCGAUACAGCAGUACCUGCAGCAUGGGCCUACAACGUCGGAUUGCAGUUCAUCGUACCAGGCAGUUGUGGAGUAGAGCCCGCGUAUCCCGCGUACCCUCAACUCACCGUGACUUCGAUGGAAGGUCAGAGUUUCGCUCAUGAUACCUCGUAUCCAUCAUCUGUGUCUUUCGCUUGGGAUCCACAGCAAGCAUGGGUUCCCAUGUACACAGAAGUUGUUGUCAAUGGGACUGGGAGUGGAUCAACGAUGAUUCCGAAGAACAUGAGUGGGAUGGCAUUCAUGGCACUGACUACGAUGCAACCCGCCGAUUUCACUAAUCUUGGGGAUGCGACACUUGUUGGUCCUAUUGGUAUUUCGAUAUCUUAA
Messenger RNA from Mollisia scopiformis, 876 nucleotides. RefSeq lists its product as uncharacterized. NCBI's taxonomy places the organism in Eukaryota, Fungi, Ascomycota, Leotiomycetes, Helotiales, Mollisiaceae. Bases 1 to 876 code for a protein of 291 amino acids. The record is from RefSeq and is a predicted model, not a curated record. The transcript has 4 exons.